CAGGAGACCUGCCUUUUGGACCAGGUGCUGGAGCUGAUUAUGAACGAGAAGCCCCCCGCAAGUACGAGUCUUUUCCUAAACGAGGACGCGGACAAACCCCCCUUGCCGGAGAGAGGAGACCUGAGGAGGCGUUUGCGCAGGGGAAUGGAGAGGAGAGCCAUCACCAUGAAGGAGAGGAUGGGCUCCAUCAGCAGGGGCAGUGUCAAAGCUUUCCUUAAGAGGAACUUGUUUGUCCUGUUCACCGUCGCGGCUGUGGCUCUGGGUGUAAUGCUGGGCUUUGCUCUGCGCCCCCACAAUAUGUCCAUGAGGGAGAUCAAGUACUUUGCCUUUCCUGGGGAGCUCCUCAUGAGAAUGCUGCAGAUGCUGGUGCUGCCUCUCAUCGUCUCCAGUCUGGUCACAGGUAUCUCCUCCUUGGACAGCAAGGCGUCAGGUAAGAUGGGUAUCCGUGCAGUGGUCUACUACAUGGUGACCACCCUGAUUGCUGUGUUCAUUGGCAUCGUCAUCGUGAUGAUCAUCCAGCCGGGCAAAGGCAGCAGAGACAGUCCUUUGGCCAAAAGUGGAAACAUUGAACCUGUUCAGGCUGCUGACGCUUUUCUGGAUCUCAUCAGAAACAUGUUCCCCCCCAAUCUGGUAGAAGCUUGUUUCAAGCAGUAUAAAACAGUUUACAAGAAGACUGUUCAUACACGGAACGUGACGGUGACCCUGAACCUCACCGACUCCCUCAACGUGACAGAGUCUGACCUGAGCAUGAACCUCAGCAGGGUGCUGCACACCAUACAGGAAACAGUGGAGGAGACGAUCCCCAUGUCCGGCUCCUCCAAUGGAGUGAAUGCUCUGGGUCUGGUGGUCUUCUCCAUGUGCUUCGGUCUGGUCAUUGGCAACAUGAAGCAGCAGGGCCAGGCUCUUAGGGAUUUCUUUGACUGCCUGAAUGAAGCCAUCAUGAGACUGGUGUCCAUCAUCAUCUGGUACGCUCCAGUGGGCAUCCUGUUCCUGAUUGCAGGGAAAAUAGUGGAGAUGAAGGAUCUGGCCGAGGUGGGCGGUCAGCUGGGGAUGUACACCGUGACGGUCAUUGUGGGUCUCCUCAUCCACGGCCUCUUUGUGCUACCGAUGCUUUACUUCAUGGUGACCAGGAAGAAUCCCUACAGCUUCAUCGGUGGUCUGCUGCAGGCCCUCAUCACGGCCCUGGGGACGUCAUCCAGCUCUGCUACCCUGCCUAUCACCUUCCGCUGUCUGGAGGAGAUCAACCAUGUGGAUAAAAGGGUGACACGCUUCAUCCUCCCCGUGGGCGCCACCAUCAACAUGGACGGCACCGCCCUCUACGAGGCUGUGGCAGCCAUCUUUAUCGCUCAAGUUAAUGACAUGGACCUAAACUUUGGCCAGAUUCUCACCAUCAGUAUCACGGCAACUGCUGCCAGCAUCGGAGCAGCAGGCAUCCCUCAGGCUGGCCUGGUUACCAUGGUGAUCGUAUUGACAUCGGUGGGACUGCCCACAGAGGACAUAACACUGAUCAUCGCCGUGGAUUGGUUCUUGGACCGCCUGCGUACCACCACCAACGUGCUGGGGGACUCGCUCGGGGCCGGCAUCGUGGAGCACCUCUCCCGCGGAGAGCUACAAAAUCAGGAUGAUGAGGUGCGCAACUCUGUCAUCGAGGAGAAUGAGAAGCCCUACCAGCUCAUCUGCCAGGAAAACGACACCAUCAAGCACCACAACAGUGAGACCACAAUGUGA
This is a messenger RNA of Limanda limanda (common dab), 1728 nucleotides long. RefSeq names its product solute carrier family 1 member 6 (gene slc1a6). Gene Ontology annotation, biological process: L-glutamate transmembrane transport. The record is from RefSeq and is a predicted model, not a curated record. Bases 40 to 1728 code for a protein of 562 amino acids. Gene Ontology annotation, molecular function: neutral L-amino acid transmembrane transporter activity; L-glutamate transmembrane transporter activity; glutamate:sodium symporter activity. Lineage: Eukaryota; Metazoa; Chordata; Actinopteri; Pleuronectiformes; Pleuronectidae. Gene Ontology annotation, cellular component: plasma membrane. The transcript is spliced from 10 exons.